Molecule: messenger RNA, 1875 nt
Organism: Procambarus clarkii (red swamp crayfish)
Lineage: Eukaryota; Metazoa; Arthropoda; Malacostraca; Decapoda; Cambaridae
Product: N-acetylgalactosamine-6-sulfatase
Molecular function (GO): arylsulfatase activity
Source: RefSeq, a predicted model, not a curated record
CGCUGUGGCGGCGGCAGUUGUGUGAGAAGACAUGGCCGCGGACGGAGUGCGUGGCUUUCUUAAGACGGUCGGGUUGGUGCUGGUGGUGCUGGCCCCGGCGGCUUCCCAGCCUCCUAAUGUCAUCAUAAUGCUUAUGGAUGAUAUGGGCUGGGGUGACCUGGGAGCCAAUGGCGAGCCGAGCAGGGAGACUCCCAACAUCGACCAAAUGGGCAGAGAGGGACUCACUGUGACAUCCAUGUAUACGGCAGCGCCCCUCUGCUCCCCGACCCGAGCAGCUCUUCUGACUGGCAGACUACCCAUCAGGAAUGGCUUCUACUCUAACAACACGCACGGGAUGAAUGCCUACACCCCGCAGGAGAUAGUGGGUGGGAUCUCCUCCAGCGAGAUCCUCCUUCCGGAGCUCCUGCGGCCACAGGGUUACACUUCAGGCAUCAUUGGUAAAUGGCACCUGGGGCACCGGUCACCCUACCUACCCCUAAAGCGAGGGUUCGACUUCUUCUACGGAUCAACCAACUGUCACUUAGGGCCCUACGAUGACGUCACGACCCCAAACAUUCCGGUCUUCCGAAAUGCUUCGAUGAUUGGCAGGUACUUCGAGGACUUCCCUAUCGACAAAAGCGCGGCAGUAUCCAACAUGACGCAGCUCUUCACCGAGGAAGCUGUAGGCUUCAUUGAGCGCCAAGCGCCCCAGGGGCCGUUCUUCCUACUAUGGGCGCCUGACGCCACCCACGCCCCCGAGUACGCCUCUGACAAGUUCCACGGCACCAGCAGGAGAGGUCACUACGGGGACGCCGUGAGGGAGCUGGACGCCGGUGUAGGGGCCCUUCUGGACGCCUUGAGACGCUCCGGGGUCCACAACAACACCCUGGUCGUCUUCACCUCCGACAACGGCGCUGCUCUCGUCAGCAAGCAAGAUGGAGGCAGCAACGGACCCUUUCUCUGUGGGAAGCAGACGACCUUCGAGGGGGGAAUGCGAGCCCCGGGCAUAUUCUGGUGGCCAGGGGUGUUGACCCCAGGCGCCGUCUCCCACCAGGUGUGGACGCAGAUGGACCUCUUCACCACCGUCCUGGAGUUGGCGGGAGUAACGCCGCCGGGCGACCGUCAUCUAGAUGGUCUUCCCCUCACCAACUCUCUUCUUUAUCCUGACCACCUGGUGUUGAGGCCCGUUUUCCUGUACCGCGGGGACCGGCUAAUGGCCGUCAGGCAGGGGGCGUACAAGCUGCAUCUCUGGACCUUCAGCACGCCCCCCGAAGAGCUCAGCGUGGGUAUCAACUUCUGCCCGGGGGCUGAGGUGGAGAACGUGACCACCCCGAUACCCACGGACCACAGCGACCAGCCCGUUCUCUUCAACAUCGAAGUGGACCCCGCUGAGCGCUACCCCAUACCCUCCGGCAGCUCUGUGUACAAGAAGCAAGUCCCUGUGCUGCUGGAGGUUGUGUCGGAACACCUGACGGAGCUGGUUCCUGGGGAGCCGCAGCUGAACUGGUGUGAUCCCGCUGUGAUGCACUGGGCGCCUCCGGGAUGUGAAGCCCUUGGUAGGUGUCUUGAAGUUCCGCCCUCUGACCCCACCCUGUGUGUCUGGCCUCAUUAGUACGAGAUCUUGGCGAUGGUGACUCUACUAGCACGACCUCCUGGCGCUGGUGACUCUACUAGCACGACCUCCUGGUGCUGGUGACUCUACUAGCACGACCUCCUGGUGCUGUUGACUCUAUUAGCACGACCUCCUGGUGCUGUUGACUCUAUUAGCACGACCUCCUGGUGCUGUUGACUCUACUAGCACGUCCUCCUGGGCCAAUUGACUCUACUGCAUGCCCUCCUGGUGCUGGUGACUCUACUAGCCCGACCUGGUGCUGUUGACUCUACAGCAGUCCUCCU